AUGUUCGGAAUUCAAAACAACAAAAAAUUAGCCAAUGUGUUAUUGCUACUGCUAUUAUUUAGUCUAGAUAUAAACGCAGAAAGUCAAAACAAAAGAAGCACUGUUGAUACAGGCUCAUUAGAAGGUUCCGAUAGUUCCAAUAAUGAUAUGGAUAAUAAUGCCAACAGUGAUUCUUCGAAUGAUAUCAUUAGUUCUACCACCACGUCACCCAUUAAAUCGUUAUCUACUACUGUGCUAAACAGUGUUGUUUCUACUUAUACAUCCCCUACUAAAGUAUUAUCUAGUUCUAUACUAGACAGUGCCAUUAUUUCCACACAUACAUCCAGUUCUAAUACUUUUAGUAAAAGUGGUAGUAAAAACACUGAGACAAUUUCAACUCAGCAACAAAGUUUUGCAGUGGAGCCUAGUACAACUGUCACUACCACUAACGCUGACGGAGAAACUACAUUAGAAUAUUUAUGGUAUAAUCCAACAACUACAUCAUCUAAAGCAAGUGCCAGCGGUAGUACUAGUAGUGGCGCUAUUUUGAAAGAAAGUGCUUCUUCAAGUGCAACAAUUGAAGAUUCUUGGGGUGCAUUGGGUACAACCACUUUGGUGAAUUCUGCAGGGGAGACUACUACUUCUACAAUUUGGUGGGCAGCAUCGACUGAUGCUUAUUAUUCGAGUGAAGCUACAGUUCCAUCUGUCACUGUGGUGUUGUCGGACAGUAAAAAUGUCACCAAAGUCUUGAGUUUAUCAACUAGUGUUUCCUCGAUGGUUACCACAUUAAGCGAGGAUUUAAUUAUAUCGACUACCAAUGAUAAGGGUAAAGAUGCUGUUACUACUGUUGAAUCUACUUUUAAAACCACCAUAGUAUCUAAGUAUACUAUGUCUAGUUAUAUAAAUAAUAGCACAAGUAGUAACUCUGGUAACCGUUUAUUAAAAUUGGACAAUGGAAAGAAUGGUAAUAUCGAUAUGCUUAUAAUUUUUUUCGGAGUUACUAUUGGCAGUAUAGCAUUAUUUAUGUAG
Messenger RNA from Saccharomycodes ludwigii, 1008 nucleotides. RefSeq lists its product as uncharacterized. NCBI's taxonomy places the organism in Eukaryota, Fungi, Ascomycota, Saccharomycetes, Saccharomycodales, Saccharomycodaceae. The transcript has a single exon. The record is from RefSeq and is a predicted model, not a curated record. The coding region runs from base 1 to 1008 and encodes 335 amino acids.